Messenger RNA from Phalaenopsis equestris, 1644 nucleotides. RefSeq names its product polyadenylate-binding protein-interacting protein 12-like. Bases 329 to 1453 code for a protein of 374 amino acids. NCBI's taxonomy places the organism in Eukaryota, Viridiplantae, Streptophyta, Magnoliopsida, Asparagales, Orchidaceae. Gene Ontology annotation, molecular function: RNA binding. The record is from RefSeq and is a predicted model, not a curated record. The transcript is spliced from 12 exons.
UAGACGACGAAGAAAGAACUCUUCCAAAAAGAAGAAACCUUUUUCUUUUGAAGAAGAAUUCAAAAAGAGCAAGUUGAAAAUAAGAGAUGGGUUCAACGGGAGGUCCGAGUCCAUUGCGCUCCGUCCGGGGCUAACCUUCCAACUCCAAAUCCCUCGGAAGUCUCUCCUCCUCCUCCUCCUCUUCGACCAAGCUGCUCGAUGAUCUGCAGAGGACGGGUGGUGGGAGGUCCGGGAAUGCGAAGUUGAGGGCCCUGGAUGCCACCAGUUUAGUCGUUUUGUUUCCUUCUUACGUUUUGUAGGAUCGAACCAUCGGCGAUCGUCUCCGAUCAUGGCGGUCGUUGACAAUACUGACGGCUCGGCUCCUUCUGUUAGCCGCGAACUCAACGCCGGUGGCGGGAAAGAAGAUGAGAGUGAUCAUAUAGGGGAGACUCGGAUCACUGUACCAGUGAUGCGGCCCCACCAUGAAUCGUCCUUUUCGGACUUUCAACUUGAGGUCUUCAAGCCGCCGAUGGCGCAACAGAGGCCCGGGAAGGCGGCAGCGGCGACGUCUCAGUUGUCCAAUGGCGGCAGUAGAGAAAACGGUGAGGUUGGGUUCAAGCAGGAUAUGAGGGAUCUGGAGGAGCUGCUAUCUAAGCUGAACCCUAUGGCUGCGGAGUUUGUGCCGCCAUCGCACACUAACUACGCAUCCAGGAGUUUUGGGGACAGAGGCGGCGGUUUCGUCUCGAACAACGUGGGGAUACAUGGCUUGUACACGAACGGAGGUUAUCUAAACGGAGGUUAUGCGAAUGGUGUCAAUAGUAAUGGUGGUCAUCGGGGGAGGAAUGGUUACAGCCAAGGAAAAAGGCGGAUGAACAACCGAACUAGUAUGGCCCAAAGAGAAGAUAUAAUUAGAAGGACUGUCUAUGUUUCUGACAUUGAUCAUCAGGUGACUGAAGAAGAGCUUGCAGCACUCUUUGUGAGCUGUGGACAGGUUGUCGAUUGUCGUGUAUGUGGUGACCCAAACUCGGUUCUUCGUUUUGCAUUUGUAGAGUUCACCGAUGAGGAUGGUGCAAGGGCCUCCUUAAAUAUUUCUGGAACAAUGCUUGGGUUUUACCCAGUAAGAGUGCUCCCUUCAAAAACUGCAAUUGCACCUGUAGACCCAAAAUACUUGCCAAGGUCCGAAGAUGAGCGUGAAAUGUGCACAAGGACCAUCUAUUGUACAAAUAUUGAUAGUAAGAUAACCCAAGCAGAAGUGAAACUUUUCUUUGAAACAGUUUGUGGACCGGUCUAUCGCUUGAGGCUUCUUGGAGACUACCACAAUGCCACUCGAAUUGCUUUUGUUGAAUUUGCAAGGGCUGAGAGUGCCAUUGCUGCUCUCAAUUGCAGUGGCGCAGUACUGGGCUCCUUCCAGUUGAGGGUAAGUCCUUCGAAGACGCCAGUGCGGCCUCGUGCAACUCGGUCACACAUGUCUUGAAUCUUUGUGGUUGUUGCUUAUCCAUAUCAAGGAUGUUAUCAUCUUCCUGUAUCGAGGCUAUUGUUGCAUUUUCAAAUUCAGUUGCUUACCUAUGUUCAGACAGUUGUUGUCUACCCAAGUUUAGACAGUUCUCUAUAAUUUUUUUGGGAUAUUAUUGCUUAAUGAUUUUUGGGCAAUUGUUCUUCUUAAAU